AUGCAUCGAGAUAUAUGUGUGUCGGUACGUGUCCGACCUGCUCAGCCUUCGCAACACGGUGAUCAACCGGAUUUGCGACCCAUGUACAUGGCGAAAGAGCGGCUUGUAACUUCCCCCCCCCCCCCCCCCCCCAAUAGCGGCAAGCAAGGCAAGCCACUCGCUGGUACACAUUGUCCUCUAGGCGGCUGCGCUGCGGUGUUCGAGUGCCUUCAUCGCCAGGAUCAACAUCUCGAGCAGCUGCCAGCUCAUCAAGACGCACGAGUGAGGCCUCCUUCGCCUCUCGGAACCCUAACAUUUCUGGCUCAGCCUCAAGAGAACCGCUUGCUGACACAAAUGGUGCCGAAUUUCAUUGCGGUUCCGAUAUCCUACACGCUUUCCUCCAUCGCUCGCUUAGACAUCGACCAGCCUGUCAGUAGAUUUAUCUCUAACCAGGGCACCGUGCAUUACUGUCCAUUACAGCUUCUCGCGCUCAAGCUCACCGCAUCUGAAAGUUCGAAAUGGCACUCUCACGGUGGUCAGAUUGCUGGCCAAGCUCCUAGCGAAGAAAUAGAUCGUCUGACGCUGAAGAUUGAUGACAACAGCGACAUGGCCUCAGAUGUCGGCGGAGGGGGAGAACUCGUCGGCGCGAACGGCGUCCACCAGGAUUUCUUCGACGAUGUCACAAACAAGGCACUGUUGCCCGACUCAACAUCACAAUGGCUCACUCGCUUUGAAAAGGGCGAAGAUGUUCACAUACAGCAGACCUUCAUCAAAGCAAAGCGUGCUCAGUUCAAAGUGGCUCCAACGCCGUUUGUCGGUCUUGUAGUACUCCCGGGCGCUGAUAAGCCUACCGUAGCGAGACUGGAGGAGAGCAACAUGACAGAUAAGCGACCUGACCAGCGUGACUCGACUUACAGAGUCAACACUGCCGGCUCACUGCUCGAAUCAUGGACUGUCAACAAGGACUUGAGCUUCCGGAACGAAGACAAUACGUUCAAAGUUGUGGAUGGCAUCAAAGUGCGCAAUCGAGACGGCAAGAUCUCAAUACCUGAAUACAGCAAAGACACAGUCACCAUCGACAGUCAACAAGUUGAGAUUGUUGACGAGCUGCGAAAACGAUAUGAUGGCAGACCAGAGUAUGAUCUCUGCGCCACACUUAUCGAAGUUGAUGCCGGCUCUCUCGUCAAGCUCAUUACCAAUUUUCGUAAGCUAGUCUCGCAGUCGAGCCGUGAUCCAACUCACGACCGCGACAAUUUAGAGAACAUGAUGGAAGAUACCAGGACCUUCUGUGCAAGGAGCCCGAUCCUUUUCAGAGCAGGGACCCGAAAUCGAGUGAUCGAUGCUGUAAACAUACGCUAUGGAAUCGACGACGAGCAAGGUUUCAGGACUAUCUACACCAGCAGAGGUAUCCAGCAGCUCAUCAGUGUUAGCGCGUCAUACUUCAACGCGCUUGACCCCACAACCAGAUCCGCGAACGAUAUGACUCAGACAAUGGUGCGGCCGCGGUUCUUGCAGACGCUAUGUCUCCUACUUUCAAUGCUCUCGAACGUAGACAUUCGCCAGAUGUCCGACUUUCUCGACGCCACGUAUGGAAUCACAGCUGAUCGGCCUAAUAUAGAGAUUCUGUUCCUCAAGGUCAUUCCCUUGGCAUCCAUAAAUUCGAAAGUCUUCUUGUCCUCGGUAGUCCCGGCAGUGCUAGGCUAUAAAGUGGACAAGAAGGCCAUCGAGGAUGAAGCGCAAUGCUGGGAGACAUUGCUGAAAAAGCUGGCAGAGAAGGGCUAUCUACUGCCUGGAACAGUAGAUGAUCUCGGUCGUAAUGAGCAUAGCUGGUUGUAUCAAUGGCCAACCAAGGAUGAGGACCGUAUUCGUUCGAGCCAUAUCUUCGGUCGCCUGCAGCUUCAUGGGGAGAAUCUGAGGGGCUUCAACGAGAUACUUACAGUCAAGGUUGGUACUGAGUCGGACGAGAAAGAACUGACGAUCUAUCUUCAAUACUUCCCAGACAGAGCGUUCAGCAUCGCUGCCAGCGAUUACGAGCAUCUACACUGUCUGGAUCCACGGGAGUACAUACUGCAGGACACGGCAGAAGAGGCGAAUGGGCGAGUUUGCAAGGUGACCAUCUGCUCCAAACCACUGAACGAUCUUUCUAACGAGGCUGUACGUCUGAUCAACAGAAUCUUGCCUACCAUCAAUAGAGAGGUGGUACGAAGAGGUGGAAGUAAGUUGACCAAAUGGGCUGGUCGUAAAGGAUCGAACGGGGAUCCUGGUAUCAUCGCCGGCGAUCUGCAGAUCGCACCAACCAUUACCAGACAUGAGGCUUGGCUGGAAGGGGUUAGCGCACCGCUGGCUGUGACUUGGAAGUGUGACGGCAGGACGAUAUCGAAAGUUGAUAUGCUUCGCCGCAUGGGACGUAGCAUCGAUAGGAUCAAAAUUGUUGUGGAGAAAUUCCUCCGCGGGAGAAACCACAGGCUUGGUAAGUCUUACGACUCAGACGAGAGGGAAGCGACAUAUGCUUCUCAAGUCCAAGAAUGUCUGGCACGAGAAGACGAGAUCCUUCGGAGAGAAGAAACUACCAGAGCAGCGCCAGACACGCCGAUUGCACGCUCGGUUCAUCCAGGUGACGAUAUCUCCGUCGUCCGCUCCAAGAUCUGGUUCGAGUACAAAUCACAGUAUCGUCCAGACCGCGACCAGCUCUUCGUGUGGGCACAAUCAGACACGAUCACAGGCGUCAAAUGGCUGCGCGGAGGAAGUCAAGCUGAGAUCAUGCUGCGAGGCAUCCCGACAAAGUUCAUCGUCGCCGCACUGCGACCAGAGCUCAUGAUUCCGCAAGAGGAUGAAGUCGUUCAGGGCGACAUGGUGCUUCUGGCUGGGAAAUAUAUGAUCGUCACGUCUCUUGCCAGCGGUCCUGCAAGCUACGAAGGCCCGAGACAGUUGCCUCACUACGAGAUGACGAACUGGCUGGAGAUUCAAAGUAUUGACGAGCAAGCCCAAAGUCGGAGGAGGAAGAAUAAGAUCGGCCAUCGUUCACGCCUGAGGCUCUGCCAAGAUCUCUCAAACCCGGUGGCCUACAUGAUCGUAGUCUACGGCAAACCUGACCUCGUAUCAACUUCUCCUGAAUCUUGGACAUUCAACUCUCCCGCAGUACAUGCCGAGACACAUAUAAAUCCUCACACCCCGACGAAAAUGACCAAACACUACGAGAUCAAGGUUUUGCCUGGCAAAGGCAAUGCUAUGGUUGCUGUGCAUCCUCCGGCGCCUGGCACUGUGAUUGUACGGAUGUCGGGCGACGGACGUUCUGCCAUCACUUUGGGCAAGGAGAUGAAGACUGGCUUCCUCGUCACGCAUGAAGAAGUUCUGGAGAGCACAGGGUGA
Messenger RNA from Pseudocercospora fijiensis CIRAD86, 3348 nucleotides. RefSeq lists its product as uncharacterized. The transcript has 10 exons. The coding region runs from base 1 to 3348 and encodes 1115 amino acids. The record is from RefSeq and is a predicted model, not a curated record. Lineage: Eukaryota; Fungi; Ascomycota; Dothideomycetes; Mycosphaerellales; Mycosphaerellaceae.